UAGCCUCGAGCAAAGUUAAAACCUUGUGAAACUACUGUACUGUUAUUCGAUAUCGGGAAGUUCAAAAAUUUCGCGAUCGUUUGCCUUGACACUUAGAUCUUACCAAGAUCUCCUUUGCACUUGAAACCUAAUUUCACCCAUUGCAUUUCUUUUUUUUCUUCUUUUUAAUCGUGUACAAAUCAACAUUCCGCUAAGUUCAAAAUGCCCACUACGAAAACUCUUGGUUGCUUACCAUUUUUUGCCAAAGGUGUUGUUGUGAAAGGGUUUGGUAGAGGUUCAAAAGAGCUAGGAAUCCCAACAGCAAACUAUACUAGUGAAGUUGUUGAAACUCUGCCAAAUGAUUUGGAAACUGGUAUCUAUUAUGGCUAUGCAAAAGUCGAUGGAGGUCCAGUUUACAAGAUGGUCAUGAGUAUUGGCUGGAAUCCAUUUUAUAAAAAUGUCAAAAAAUCAAUGGAGACACACAUUUUGCAUAAUUUUGAGUCUGACUUCUAUGGCAGUAUGCUGAAAACAUGUAUAAUAAAUUACAUUAGACCUGAGCAGUCAUAUGAGUCUUUAGAUGCCUUAAUAGAUGCAAUCAAGUCAGAUAUAGCCUAUGCUGAUACCCAGUUGGAUCUGCCAGAACAUAGUGCACUGCAAACACAUUCCUUCUUUAAUGCAGAAAAACCUCAAGAUGUUAAUACUAGUGAAUUCAUACUUCCUGGAAGUAGUUUAUAAUUUACAAUUAUGUAGUUUGGCUUAAUAAUAGGGCCAUAAAUGGAUUUAAUUAAA
Messenger RNA from Daphnia magna, 768 nucleotides. It is a transcript of the gene Rfk, whose product is annotated as riboflavin kinase. Bases 202 to 714 code for a protein of 170 amino acids. The record is from RefSeq and is a predicted model, not a curated record. Gene Ontology annotation, biological process: FMN biosynthetic process; riboflavin biosynthetic process. Gene Ontology annotation, cellular component: mitochondrion. Gene Ontology annotation, molecular function: riboflavin kinase activity. NCBI's taxonomy places the organism in Eukaryota, Metazoa, Arthropoda, Branchiopoda, Diplostraca, Daphniidae. The transcript has 4 exons.